AUGGAGACAAAGGAAAGCGUUUCGGAAGGGAUAUAUCAUAACUUGAUCACUACCCUAAUCCAGGAUAUUGUAGCAAAGGAAACUACCAAACAACAGUUACUCAGAUCAAGAUACCCAAACUUAAAGCCCUACUGUUACGAUCCAUCUCAUCAACUGGAUAUAAACGGUUUACCCAAGCAGCAGGAAUCAUCGCAAUAUCUACAGUGUGAAAAUUGUAAUAGGGACAUUUCAGCUAAUAGAUUUGCAGCUCAUUUACAAAGGUGUUUAAGUAGAGGUGCGAGAAGAUAA
This is a messenger RNA of Zygosaccharomyces rouxii, 288 nucleotides long. RefSeq names its product SAGA histone acetyltransferase complex subunit SGF11 (gene SGF11). The transcript has a single exon. The coding region runs from base 1 to 288 and encodes 95 amino acids. The record is from RefSeq and is a predicted model, not a curated record. NCBI's taxonomy places the organism in Eukaryota, Fungi, Ascomycota, Saccharomycetes, Saccharomycetales, Saccharomycetaceae.